AGCACAGUGGUUGAAAAAGAAAAACACAAAGAAGCAGACGCAAAGGGGCAACAACAGCAACAAAGCCAAGGAAAGCGCAAUCAAAAUGUCGACAACAGUGGAACAGGCGUCCACCGAUGCGCACACAGCACAGGGUGCUCUGACAGCAACAACAACAACAACAGCAGCAGCAGCAGCAGCAACAGUUGCAGCAACAUCCGCGUCAUCCACAGAAAUUGAGCAACUGCAGCAGGCGCUGCUCGAGAAGCAAACGCAGCUCUACGCUUUGGAGACAGCUUGUUUGCGAGAAACAGAGCGCCAGGUGGAGCUGGAGGACAGUGUGAUUGCGUGGCAGGACAAAUACGAUCGACUGUACGAGUCGCACAAGCGCGUGCAGAAAGUCAAUCAGAGUCUGGAGGAUAAAAUGCUCAAGCUAGUCGAUCGCAACACCAACGAGCGGGCGCAGCUCACCAGCGAUGUGGCCACGCUCAGCGUACGAUUGGCCCAGGCCAACUACAACAUUGCCAAGCUGCAAAGGGAAAUUGAACGCUACAAGGCCGACAUUAGUCUUGCCAUACAAUUGCUGCAGUGCAAACCGGACAGUUUUGUGCCCCAAAAGGUGUCCUCGCUGCCCAUUGACAUACAGUCGAAAGUUUCGGCUUAUAUGCGGCUGGAGACCAACUCCCACUCGGACUCGGAGUGCAGCAAUAGUGGUGUGGGCGUGGCCACCACAGCUUCCUACAAAGUGCUUCCGGUCUCGGACUCGCCCCCGCCAGCGCCCUGCCCCUUUCCGCCCACAGCCAUGGUAUACUCGAUGCGGGGCCUCGGUAAGUACGCCACUAAUGGCAACUCAGCCAAUGCACAGACAACGCCAGCGAAGAACAACAACAACAACAAUAAUAACAACAGCAGCAAUAACAACAACAACAAUUCCAGCAGCACAAAGGACACCAUCAACCACAAUAACAACAACAAGCUCAGCUCGAAAUUUAGCUCCAGCCAAACGCUCAAUGGUCAAACCAAGACCAACAACAGCAACGCUGAUCCAGACAUGAUUUCGCCAACUGUUAUGGCUAAAUUCCUGGAGGAUGAGCUCAAAUUGAACGAUGUUAAGCACUGCGAUACUUGCCAGUGCAGCAAACAGGAUCUAACCGUGCUGGCAGACGUCUCUCGUUCCUAUACGGUGGCCACACAGACGCCACACACUCUGGCCGCUGGCAGCAGCAGCUUGAACGAGCCGCUGACUCAGCUCUGUCUGCGCUGCCACAGCAAUCUGAAUUCGCCUUCGAGGACCAACAGUCCUUACUUGAUGAAGCUGGUCAAGUCCAGUGACUCAGUUAUCUCGGAGACCAAGAGCUCCGUCUCGGACUUGAAUGACAUGGACAAGCUGUUUACGCCGCCCAAAAAGGAUGAUUUAAUGGUCAAUCCCAUAUUGGGGCACCACAGGCUGUGCGAGCGCACAGCUCUGCCGGACUAUGCUGCGGGCAAGAUGAGUGCCUCGACGCUGAUGUAUCCAACCACACAUCUGGGCGCCUAUGCAGCCGAGAAGUAUCUGCUGGAGACGAGCAACCUGGGGCAGCUGCGACAGAGCAGUGGCACAAGUGCCUCUGCCUAUCAGCGACGCUUUCUGGACGGCGGCGGCACAGCUCUGCAGCUGCUCAAUAAGUGUGAAGGCGCCGGCGCAGCUGCCGUUGAUGAACUGGAGGAUGAGGUCAGCAAGCCGCUGCUGGCGGGCAUAUCACAGCCAAAUCUGCUGGAGGCCGAGCAGCCGCCGAGCACACAGCUGGCUAAGCCCGAGGAUGUGUGUGAGCCGCAGCCGGCGAAGCCAGCGACUACAGCAGCAGCAGCCGCAGCAGCCGCAGCAGCCACUGCAGCCACUGCAUCAGCAGCUGCCAGCUCCCAGCUGAAGUCGACUAACUCGGGCAGCGUGCAGAGCCUGUGGAGCAAUAAGACGAGCAGCUGCGAAGGCGCCAAAAUGUUUGAGACCUUCAAUAGGAAUCUCAUCAAGACUAUAAAGGCGGAGAAUCCCAAGUAUCGCGGUCCGCGCCUCUGCGCCAUGCGCAUACAGCAGAAUGGCCAGAGCAACAUAUUGCUGGACAAUCUGGAGUCGAUUGAGACGCAUGUGCCGGUCAUCUACAAGCGGAGAGAGCGUCUGCUGGACGAGGAGCUCAACGAUGGCAAGGACAUCAUCACCUCCAAGGAGAGCAAUGCAGCGGCUGCUGUUGAUGCUUGGCAGGCCUCGGCCAUGCCGCAUGAGAAUGUCGCGCUGCAGCCGGUGCUGGAGCCGCAGGUGGAGCUAAAAGAGACUGAAAAGGGCAGCCAACUGGAGGGCCAGCCAUUGCCAGCAGCGGUUGGCAGUGGCGCAGCUGGCGAUGCUGCCAAUCAAACUGUAACUGCAGCAGCAGCAGCAGCAGCUGCAGCUGGUGCUAGCGCGGCUGCUGCUGGCUCGCCCAAGCACUCGGCCAACUCGAGCUCGCUGAGCGAUGCCAUCGACUAUCAGGAGAGCGUCUUGCUGCGGCGACAGCAACUCAAUCGCGUCGCCGAAUGGGUGCAGCACAACACGCAGCAGCUGGAGCAGCGCGCGCUGCAACAGCCCACGUUGCCCAGCGACUCGAAUUCGGGCACGGAGCGGCAGUCCUCUUACUCCACACUCGAUCGCAUGGACUCCAUAUCCAUAGAGAAGCUGAGCGUGGACUCCGGCUACAAGACAACGCCACAGCAGCUGACCAAUGGCUAUGCGGAUGCGGGCAAGUCCACGGAGGACUCGCUCUCCCCAAAGACGGACAUCACCAGCAACUCGCUGCCCGAGCCGACGACCACAAGUCAGGCGGCAGUUGCGGCUGCCACUGUGGUGACCAAGAAGGCGGAACUCUGCACCACGUACUACAGACGAACCACGCGAUCCGGCUUGCCGGUGGCCUAUACCACGACCAUGAUGACAGCAGCUACGCCGGUCGAUUCGCAGGGCUGCUCCUCGUCCGGUUCGCCGGCGCUGCAGUGCCCCGAACAGCCCACGUGUGAUAUACUCAACUACAAAUACUAUCCCAAUGACACGGACAAGACGCGCUCCGUGCAGGCCGAGCUGCAUACGACCACACAGCACGUGGACAUCGCCCAGAUGGAGUACAAUGUCAAGCAGUUCCUGCUCAAGCAGAACGAGUGGUCGAUGCGAGCCGAGGGCGCAGCAGCUGCUGGCGCGUCUGGUGCACGUCUGCUGCGGCACACGCGCGUCAUGGGCCCCGGUGUGGGUGAACGAGUGCGCAUGGCCACGCCCGGUGGCGCUGUGGCAGCCACGCCCAGCGCCCUGGCCCCGCACAGAACUGAAACGAAUUUAUAAGCCAGCGGAUGGAAGAUCGAUGCAUAGAUGGAUAAACCAAAUUGUAUUCUAGUUUAGCGCCAGAUACUAACCAGAAG
Molecule: messenger RNA, 3393 nt
Organism: Drosophila hydei
Lineage: Eukaryota; Metazoa; Arthropoda; Insecta; Diptera; Drosophilidae
Product: serine-rich adhesin for platelets
Exons: 6
Coding region: 86-3316 (1076 amino acids)
Source: RefSeq, a predicted model, not a curated record